Messenger RNA from Ustilaginoidea virens, 390 nucleotides. RefSeq lists its product as uncharacterized. The coding region runs from base 1 to 390 and encodes 129 amino acids. The record is from RefSeq and is a predicted model, not a curated record. NCBI's taxonomy places the organism in Eukaryota, Fungi, Ascomycota, Sordariomycetes, Hypocreales, Clavicipitaceae. The transcript has 2 exons. Gene Ontology annotation, cellular component: mitochondrial inner membrane peptidase complex.
AUGACACCCCCCUGCCACUCGUUCCCGGCCGCCGAGCUCCCCUCCAGGAUCCAGCUCGACGUCCACGGCCGGCGUCGCAAGCACGACCCGCCGCGGCGCGGGAUCGACCUGUCGGCCUGCCAGCUCCUGUCGCUGCUGCAGUACAAGUGCCCGCCCGAGAAGGCCGCGUCGGCGGACGGUCCGGUGCGCUGCUUUCCGGUGGAGCGGCUCUUUCGGAGGUGCGCGGAUCGAAAGGGCACGUUUACGGUGGAAACUACGGCCUGGGAGGGCGGCGACGCGGCCUCAGGCGGACACGGACGUGGAGGACUAGGCGGUAGCAGCGCGGGGCCGCAGCAGUGGUCGACAGGCUGGGCGGAUGGGGGCGGGCGUGGCCAGGUGAUGGAAACAUGA